AUGAGAAGACGUUUCACUAGUCAAAAGAACACUAACGCAAAAGCAGAGAUUACGGUUGGUUAUAACGUAAAUGAUGAUAAAUCACGAAUUAUUCAAAAUGUUAAAGUUAAUGUUAGUCCUGAAUUAACAAGGUCAGCAACUCAACCAAAUUUAUUAACUCGUGACUUACCGAAAAAGGAGGAGGAAAAUAAAGAAAACCAUGAGAAUGGAGACCCAAUCAUUUUAUCUGAACCCGGUAAAGAACCUGUUGAAAUUCCCACUUAUCCAACAUACCCCCCACCUCUUUCAUCAAACAUCGAGAACCCAGGAAUCUACGAUUCCAGUCGCAAUGCGCCAUAUAAAAUAGACAUUAAUUCUGAAUUAAUGAAAAUUUACCGUGAUAUAAUAACUGAUAAUUAUGAUUCAAUAAUAAAUUUAAUUGAUCAAUCCGGUUUAAUUAUUUUACCUUAUGAAUCAUUAAUUCACAUUAUCGCCAUUCUUUGUGAUGUUCAAGAUUCAGACGUUAAGAUUCAAUUUUUCAUAGAUGAUGAGGUUUCAUGCUGCGGAACAGUUGCAAAAAUAAAUCCUAUAAAGGAUAUUAGCACAAUUAAGAUAUCAAAGAACGGAACAACAACUGAACUUCAUUUAACAUAUAAUGAUAUUUAUAAUAAAAUAGUUGAUGAAUAUAAAAUAUCACUUGAAAAAUUCUUUGUUAAGGCCAUUUAA
Trichomonas vaginalis G3 is the source of this 705-nucleotide messenger RNA. RefSeq lists its product as uncharacterized. The record is from RefSeq and is a predicted model, not a curated record. Lineage: Eukaryota; Parabasalia; Trichomonadida; Trichomonadidae. The coding region runs from base 1 to 705 and encodes 234 amino acids. The transcript has a single exon.